CCGGAUCGAACGCGAUUUGUGCCUUAGCUUAAAACUAAAUUAUAUAUUGUGUGAUUCUUGAACUAUGACAAACGAGACUGAUUUGAAAGUGAACAUUUAUGAAGACGAUCCCAGAUGGGAAGAAUGCAAAUUCCAAAUACUAAAACAAAACAGUAUGGACCAAGGAAAGAAAACCAAAUGGGGUCGUAAGUUAAAACCAAGAAGGAAUUUGAUUCGCAAAGAGGGUCAGUGUAAUGUGGCUUAUAGAGGAAUCCCCAACAAAAGAAUGCGAUUCCUGAAGGACUUUUACGUCACCCUGGUUGAUAUGCAAUGGCGAUGGGCUACCCUGUCUUUAUUUGGUGGUUUCUUAACUUCAUAUUUUGUCUUCGGUUUCAUAUAUUGGCUGGUUUGUUACACACAUGGAGAUUUCCAUAAUCUUGGUAACGCGGAUUGGGUUCCUUGUAUAGAAAAGGUUACAUCAUUCUGGGACUGCUUCCUGUUUUCGAUUGAAACCCAAUCAACUGUAGGUUAUGGAACGUUGUAUCCCCAACCAACUUGUCCAGUAACAAUUCCUCUAGUGUAUUUACAAAUGACCCUUGGAUUCUUAGUGGAAACUGUCAUUCUUGGAUUCAUGUUCGUUAAAUUCGCCAGACCAAAGUACCGACGUCAUACACUUCUAUUUUCAAGGAGCGCUUGCAUCAGCAAAGAAAAUGGCGCACUGAGUCUCCAGAUUCGCGUUGGCGAUAUGCGACGCACGCAUCUUAUCCAAACACGUAUCCAGGCCAUGUUGGUACGUAAACAUAUAUCAGAGGAAAGACAAGUU
Messenger RNA from Patella vulgata (common limpet), 802 nucleotides. RefSeq names its product G protein-activated inward rectifier potassium channel 4. Gene Ontology annotation, molecular function: inward rectifier potassium channel activity. The transcript has a single exon. The record is from RefSeq and is a predicted model, not a curated record. NCBI's taxonomy places the organism in Eukaryota, Metazoa, Mollusca, Gastropoda, Patellidae. Gene Ontology annotation, biological process: potassium ion import across plasma membrane; regulation of monoatomic ion transmembrane transport. Gene Ontology annotation, cellular component: plasma membrane. The annotation marks the transcript as partial.